This is a messenger RNA of Solea senegalensis (Senegalese sole), 3530 nucleotides long. RefSeq names its product serine/threonine kinase 11 (gene stk11). Bases 844 to 2169 code for a protein of 441 amino acids. NCBI's taxonomy places the organism in Eukaryota, Metazoa, Chordata, Actinopteri, Pleuronectiformes, Soleidae. Gene Ontology annotation, cellular component: cytoplasm. The transcript is spliced from 11 exons. The record is from RefSeq and is a predicted model, not a curated record. Gene Ontology annotation, molecular function: protein serine/threonine kinase activity; ATP binding; protein kinase activator activity. Gene Ontology annotation, biological process: glucose homeostasis; regulation of cell growth; protein phosphorylation.
UGAUUUGACGCAUUCACGUAUGAGCUGUCAGUCAGUGCGAGUUUGGGGGGAGGUAAACAAGAUGGCGACAACCUGAGUGGCAAGAGUAGCACGAAGAGUCAGAAAAUUUAACUGAUACCUUGCCAGACCGACCACAACACAAGGAGGAAUUGCAACCUGCAACGAAAACGUGAUUCACGAGUCUUUAGGCACCGGGCUGUAGGGACCCUUUGUGGCAUGGAGGACACUUGAGGACGGCUUGACACAUCGGCUGGUUCAGUCAGUCGCCUCCCAGGAGCCGGGCUGACACCACAGAUUCGACUGAUACUGCUGCAUGCUGUUUGACAGUAGACCUGCACUUGGAUUCAGUCCAGCCGUGCACGUAUAUGUGUCGCGAGGAAAACUAUACUAUGCACCAUGAAGCUUCGAUAGAUUUGCUGUCCUGCACAGCCUUGAAGAAAGACGUUUCUCUUUCUAACGCUGCAUUCAUAUAGAGGAGGGUGACAACAAGAAGAGAAGAAUUACAUUUUAGACUUACUAUCUUCCUCACUUGUGUUCAGCUGCACUUGUCACACAUCUAGUACAUGAUGUAUAGUGUAAAGCACUAACUCAACAGGACCUGAAUCAUCUCUGUCUGCACCGCACAGUCCUAAUGUUUACAAAUUGGGAUUGAUCCCUCACCUCCCGCUCAACUCUCAGGCAUGACCACUCCCUCUUUCAUGUUAAGUAUUUUGUAAUUGGUCUGUAUUACAUCAUUUGGAAUCAAAAUACUCACUAACUGAAAGGUUGCUGCUGGAUUACUCUCCAGCAGCAGUCAUAGCUAUUUGCAAAAAAAAUUAAUCUGUAGCUGUUGAACUGUCAAUCAUGAGUUCCGGGGAGCUGCAUCAUCUUGACUAUCUAAAUGAAAAUGAACUGAUGGAGAUGGAUACUUUUAUUCACCGCAUUGACUCUACAGAGGUGAUCUACCAACCACGGCGGAAGCGGGCAAAACUGAUAGGAAAAUACUUGAUGGGGGAUCUGCUAGGGGAGGGAUCUUAUGGCAAAGUCAAAGAGAUGCUGGACUCAGAGACACUUUGUCGCAGGGCUGUCAAGAUACUGAAGAAGAAGAAGUUGAGGAGGAUCCCUAAUGGAGAAGCCAAUGUGAAAAAGGAGAUUCAGCUGCUAAGAAGACUCCAACACAAGAAUGUCAUUCAGUUGGUGGAUGUCCUCUACAAUGAAGAGAAACAGAAAAUGUAUAUGGUGAUGGAGUAUUGCGUAUGUGGGAUGCAAGAAAUGCUGGACAGCGUCCCAGAGAAAAGGUUUCCAGUAUUUCAAGCUCACGGGUACUUUUGCCAACUCUUAGAUGGCCUUGAAUAUUUGCACAGCCAGGGAAUAGUUCACAAAGACAUUAAACCAGGGAAUCUGCUGCUGACCACGGACGGGGCACUUAAAAUCUCCGACCUGGGAGUGGCAGAGGUAAGUGAGGCCCUUCACCCAUUUGCAGAGGAUGACACUUGUCGCACCAGUCAAGGCUCUCCGGCCUUUCAGCCUCCAGAGAUUGCUAAUGGACUGGACACCUUUUCAGGGUUUAAAGUAGACAUUUGGUCUGCUGGUAUAACACUAUAUAACAUCACGACAGGUCUGUAUCCAUUUGAGGGGGACAACAUCUAUAAGCUAUUUGAAAACAUUGGAAAAGGAGACUACACUAUUCCCGAGGAGUGUGGACCACUCCUGUCGGACCUGCUCCAAGGAAUGCUUGAGUACGAUCCUAUGAAGAGGUUUUCCAUACAGAACAUAAGGCAACACAACUGGGUGCGGAAGAAACAUCCUCCGUCUGAGCCUCCCGUGCCCUUCCCUGCCAGCUCAGAGAGCAGGGACCCUUGGCGGAGUAUGACAGUGGUGCCCUACCUGGAGGACCUACACGGUUACACAGAGGAGGAUGAUGAUGAGCUCUAUGACGGAGAGGAUGAGAUCAUAUACACUCAGGACUUUACAGUGCCAGGACAAGUGAACGAGGAGCAUCGGGAUCAGGGGAACGCAGAUCACAGUCCAGCUGUAGCCAAACCGGUCUGUGUGAACGGGACAGAGGGGGUUUCUCUGAACAGCAAGGCCAAAGCCGAGCGCCGUUCGUCUUCGUCAUCCAACCCCUCGCGCAAAGGAGUCUCCACAGCCAGCAAGAUCCGCAAGCUCUCCACCUGUAAACAGCAAUGACCCCUCCCUCAGCAUCAACCCACCUGGAGCUACUUGCAGCCUUUGCGGCAGCAGCAAUACGGACAUUACAGAGAUUACAGAGGAGUCUGUUCUUGUUUCUCUCUAAACCUAAGUCAGGAACAUUAUUUGUUUGACUGACAUUUGUGCAGCUCAGUUUUUUGGCAAAUGCAGCUAUCAGACUGAGACUGUUACAGUAGAUGGAUCGGAUCAGGGACCAAGAAAGCUGAUCGGGACUUCCCUACUCGUUUAUUCAAUAGAAUGAAAAAUGAUGAUAAACACUGAUGGAGAAAAAGGUGCAGCAGUACCAGAUGAAAAGAUUGGAGGGAUGAAAAAGACACAGGUGUGGAGAUGAAGAUCUGUCAGGAGGAAAUCGUAGAGGGAGCGAGAGAAAGAGAGAGAGUUUUGAUAUUCACAGGGCAGUGCUGUGACUCACCACUGCUGUGCAGGCGCACACAUCAGUGCUUCCCCAUACAGUCAUAAAAACUACAUCUGGACUGGUCUGGUCUGGUCUGGUCUUGGCAGGUUUAUCUCGAUAGUACCCUCCCAGGUGUUCGUAGAAGGAUCUGAUUCAGGAGGAGAGGAUUUAUGCUGCAAGUGUAUACACUAAUUUAACAGGUUGUCGUCCUCUCUUUCCAGUCACCACCCACAGUGUGCUCUUUAAAACUCGCACAUACAAACCACUCACGGCAUGAGGCUGUUUGUCAUGGCUGCAGUGCAGAGGAGAUACUGUUUAUUAAUUUUCUCAGGCAAUGACUCAUCCUGGAUGAGAUAAAGUGGGCUGUGAAGUGUUUGUCUCUCUUCCUUAUCCCUGUGUAUGAAUCUUUUUCCAUUUGUCAUGUUGUGUCAUACUAGUCCAGAGGUGGGCAACAGGUUUCUCCAGAGAGCCACAAAUAAAGUUGUUUUUUAAAUAUAAUAAUAAUUGAACCCAUCUUUAUGUGCAACAUGCAUGGCAUUUUCAUUUUAAGUGCAAGCACGGUGAAAUUGUGUGUAAUCUGUAAAAUAAAUAUAAACAGAAAUAUGAGCUCUACAAGGGAACUUCUUUAAUAAAACAUCCAUAUCUAAGGAAUAAAAGAACGGCCUUUCUUUCUUACUAAUUGUUUUUAUCUUGUGUCUCUUUAUACGGUUUGAAUAAAUCUGGUUUUAUUGAGUGCAUUUUUAUUUUUCACUGUGAAGCACUUUGAUAAAUAUCUGAAAAGUGCAAAGAAAUGAACUUUGCUCGCAAGGGGGGGAAAAAACAUCUUAACUCGCUUUUUUAGGAGAUUUUGUGAAAUUGAGUGAAAUCAAAUCACUGGCAGACACAUCCAUAUGGAAGUCUGGGCAUAUGUCAAGCACAGCUAAAAAUAAAAUGUCCACAAAAGGUU